CUGGGUUAAAUAACGUGAGGGUCCGUAUACUGAACUGGCUAUAAUGAGCACGGAAGGACUUAUGCAACUGCAUCAAUGAGCCUUCUCUAUAAAUUCUACAUGCGGCACUAGACGCUAGUCAGAGGAGCGUUGAGUGUGUUUGCGGAUGGUGCGGAGUUUGAUUGAGCUCUUCGACUUUCUACUUCUUGAGUUUGUCUGCUUAAUUUGAGCAGGUAUUUAGUUGAAAUGGAGAUUAAGACGGGAGAUCCUUCUCAGCGUAUCCAGGUGGCUACUGCUAAGAGGAUACAGAAGUAUCAACAACUUCAAGGUAAAGAAGUUGGAGAGUUCCCUUUCUGGGACAUUGUUGCAGUUGGUGCAGGGGAUAGAACCCAGAAGGUGGCGCUUGAGCUACAACUACAAGAGAAAUUAGCACUAGAACAACUGCCUCUUGGCGUAGAUUACUGUGUGAUUGCUGAUCCGGGUGCAGAAAAAAUAGGUGAUGGAGGAUCCCUACUGGUAAUUCUGCAAUGUCUUAAAGAAACAUAUCGAGACAAGUUGACAACGAAGAAGGUCUUAGUCAUGCCGACAGGUGGAUACAGCCAACGUCUUCCAAGUGCCAGCCUCCUGGGGAAGCUUUUCCUUGAUGUACCUAUUGGUGAUCCUUCCUUACAGAUGUUUGACAUUAAAUUAGCUCUGACCAUCGACUACCCAGCGAAGAUGACUGCAGGAAUCUUCCUGGUGGCUGCAGACUGUUUUGAACUUUAUGACGACGAAGAUUCUCCAGAAUGGUCAUUCAGCUCACCUGGAGUAACAGCUCUUGGGCACCCCUCACCACUCAGCAUCGGCACAGGACAUGGUGUGUUCCUCCUCCCAUCCAGGCAGGGCCCAAGACCUUCAGUUGAGGUUGUAUCAGCGCUGAAGUUCCUGCACAAGCAGUCUGAGGAGAAGUUAUGCAAAGAAGGGGCACUCUUGCCGAAAGAGUUCUGCAAUGGCGUCGGCACAGACACUGACAUGGUCCUCACAGACAGUUGCUAUUACAUGGACUUUACAACAGCCUUAAAAUUGCGGGAUCUGUACUAUGAUGAAUCUCCCUUGCGCUGUGAGAUUGAUGGUUACGGCGAUAUCUUGCAGCCCCUUGGUUCUCAAGCUUCCACGGAUUACAUCAGUAAUACUGCAAACAAGACUAAAGUAACCGCAAAUCUCACAAGCAUGCGACACAAGAUAUAUGACAUCCUCCAGGGUACUCCUCUCAAUGUUGCCGUCAUGCAGCACUCGCACUUCUACCACAUUGGGACCACCAAUGAAUACCUCGACCACAUCUGCAACAAGACACCUCUAGCUAAAGAACUUGGCUUCCUACGCUACACACCAAGUGAUCCAGAGGCUCUGCAAAGUGAGCCUGCGAAAUCUCCUACCGGCCAGGAGGAGGUUGAAUGGGCAUGCGUCAUGAACUCCGUCUGCCCAGAAGGCUCUCAGAUCCACGACAGGUGUGUGGUAGAGUACUCUGUUUUCAAAUCACCAGUGAAUGUUGAGAGUAACAGCAUUGUCAGCAACUGCUGCGUUGGAGCUGCACCUGAUGGCAACCUCAUCAAGAUUCCCGGAAGCACCUUCCUAUACACCGCUUGCGUCUCAAAUGGUACAGCCAAGAAAGAGUUUGUCACUGUUGCUUUCGGCAUCGAAGACAACAUGAAGAAAGUUGUGCAAGCCAACUGCAUAGCAGAGUUGUCUAUAUUCGGAAGGUCCUUUGAGGCAAUUUGUGGGACUAGUCUAGAGCAAGUUGAAGGUCUUCUGUUUCCACAGAAGACGCCUCGGGAUCUGUGGCAUGCCAAGUUGUUUGAGCCAUCUUCCACAAUGGAAGAUGCCUUUGCCUCUACCAUGGACCUGGUAGACAAAAUGACUAAUGUAUCACUGUGGGAACCAACAGCAAGUGACUGGGAAAGUCGACUUUCAAUGGCAGACCUUAUUCAGAGCAAGGAUAUCUUUGGCUUGCUAGACUACAAGCGUAAGGUGUUAAAGGAUAGUAAAACCUAAAGAUCUAAAAACUCACAGGUUUUGAAAAAAAAAAUAUUUCACAUAAAACAUCUUUAAAGCAUAUCCACAGUAUUUGUUGUUUGUUAAGCACCAGUAUUUGCACUUUAUGUUGUCCCAACAUUUGUACAUGAAAUAAUAAUUUGUGAUUUUUGUCAACAUUGAAAUUCAUACAGGAAUAAAUACAAAUAUGAAUAGUAGACUUGUGUAAAACCUCUUUUAAGGGAGUGUUGGCUCUAAAAAGGGCCGGUGUGGUCUUGACUUGUCAAACAGUAUACAUGUAUACUGCUCGUCUUCAUGUAGUCAUUGGAGACCCAAGAAAAUAGUGGCACAAAUCCUUGCAUGUUUUCACUGUUUCAAUAAGGACUUUUUGGAGUCUCGCAAGAUCUUAACUCAUUUCUCAAAAGUCAUUGUGUGUCAAGCAGAAAUUUAUUUUAAGGGAGAUUCCCACUGUGACAAUAGUUGUAACUUCAUUGUUUUUAUCAGUCUCACCGAUGGUGUACCACAUUAUGAACUGGAGCAGUACAAAAAUGUUCGCAUUUAGAUUUAUGUUUGUCUCUUGUAGGCUUUCAUAUUCAAACAAAUUUCUUCAAAUAAGAUCUGCUUUGACCCCUAGUAUUCAACAAUAAAAACUAGGCAACAAUUAAUAUUUGUAAAGUUUUGACUGCUAAAAAAAAAAUAUAUAUAUAAACAAGUUAUAGGUGUUGGCUAGUGCACUCACACUGUCAAUAUGAAACUGCUAAAAUUUACACUUUUUGCAGAAAAAGUUGUUGGUGAUGACAUGAAUCCCUACUCACUGUGAAUGUACAGAAUGUAAUAUAAUAUACCUGAAGAAGUAUCAGCUUUGUUAGUUAUCAAGUUUAUUGGGAAAAAAUGAUAAAUCAUAUAGCAUUACUUUCAGUAGACUUGCGUUAAAGGCAGUGGACACUAUUAUUACUCAAAACAAUUAUGAGCAUAAAACCUUACUUGGUAAAAAGUAAU
This is a messenger RNA of Asterias rubens (European starfish), 2988 nucleotides long. RefSeq names its product fucose-1-phosphate guanylyltransferase-like. The record is from RefSeq and is a predicted model, not a curated record. The transcript is spliced from 4 exons. Gene Ontology annotation, molecular function: transferase activity, transferring phosphorus-containing groups. The coding region runs from base 226 to 2010 and encodes 594 amino acids. Lineage: Eukaryota; Metazoa; Echinodermata; Asteroidea; Forcipulatida; Asteriidae.